AUGCAGCAAUUGUUUCAGGCAUUGCAGGAGGCCAACAGGAAGAUUGCGGAGCUGAAGGCUGCUCCAAAGCCUGUGGGAAAUACGGCAGGAGUAGGAACACCGGUUCCACCUCUGCAGGCAAUAUCCAGAGAGCUGCACUCCCAGGAAUCUGCGCCCGUGUGUGUGGCCGAGAGUGCUGUACAAGGCCAGCCAAUCGCCAGGAGACAUGGGAUGCCUACUGCCACGAAUUUGAGGCUCUACAUCGAAGAAACCAGGGAUCGCAUGUGUAUGGAAGCUGAGGACCACGAGAUCAACUUCUACCCAUCGUUUGAGAAGAGGAUCUUGGUCUUGCAUGCGGUUAUAUCGGAAAACUAUGUGGUGUCACUGCUUCAGUUGAAGGAGGCCAUGCAGGACCAAAAGCGCAUUGACACUUUCAAGCGAGUAUGGACGCAAUGGAAGAAUGAGCGUGCAUUCUACAUCAAAAGGGCGGUGCUCGAGGCUUUGGGGGUGGCAGUUACCGGACUGCGUGCCUCGGAGUUACACAUCGAUGUGGAGCUGAAGUGCGACCUGUGGGACACCUACCGCCCUGUGCGAGCAGAGGAGGACCAGCAGUGGGGUGCCAUGGAAGCAGCAGUGGAGGGGACAACUGCUGAACCGGACCGGGGUGUGAUGUGGAGGAGAAUCAAUGGGGAGAGCAGCGUAGGCACGAAAGAAGGGGGAACAGCGGAGGCAUUGCAGCUGGGAGAGGCAAUAGGGGAUCUGCUUGGUGGCAGCAAUGUUGUGAUUCUGGGAGGAGCAUGA
Messenger RNA from Closterium sp. NIES-65, 780 nucleotides. Lineage: Eukaryota; Viridiplantae; Streptophyta; Zygnematophyceae; Desmidiales; Closteriaceae. The record is from the annotation of a GenBank genome assembly.